Messenger RNA from Ceraceosorus guamensis, 3380 nucleotides. RefSeq lists its product as hypothetical. Gene Ontology annotation, molecular function: beta-galactosidase activity. Gene Ontology annotation, cellular component: vacuole. The record is from RefSeq and is a predicted model, not a curated record. Bases 156 to 3299 code for a protein of 1047 amino acids. Gene Ontology annotation, biological process: carbohydrate metabolic process. Lineage: Eukaryota; Fungi; Basidiomycota; Exobasidiomycetes; Ceraceosorales; Ceraceosoraceae. The transcript has 11 exons.
CAAGCCCGUCAAUGCGCCCCGUCCCGAUGAGCAGGCCCUGCUCACGAGGCUGCGAGGAUCUUUGAGCUCCAUGCGCGCUUCGCGAGACUUGUAUAAGAGGCAGCGUUCCAAGUCUGAGGAUCCUUACCCUACCUGCUCGAAGCAAACCAUCGCGAAUGCCGACCGCUGACAGAGAGACCAUGGUGACACUUGUCAAGCGCUCCUUGGGCUUCAGCGCUCUGCUGAGCACCCUUCUACUGGUAUGUCUGCUCUCGCAGCACCUUCAGCCUGCUUCAGCGCUCGCUGUUCCUCACCCGAUAGCUCAAAGUGACGCUGAGAUCGCCGCUCGUCAAAAUUCGGGACAAGGUGCGGUCAUGUGGGACGGUACUAGCUUGUUCAUCGCCGGCACUCCCAUCACUCUGUGGAGCGGCGAAAUUCACCCUUGGCGCCUUCCUGUUCCAGGCUUGUGGAGAGAUGUUCUGCAGAAGUUAAAGAGCGGAGGGUUCAAUGCCAUCUCCAUUUAUACCCAUUGGGGCCUCACAAUGCCGGCCAACGAUGCCAGUUCGAUCUCUCAAAAGGGCUUCAACGAUAUUGCUCAAUUUCUUGACACUGCACGCGAUGUCGGUCUGUUCGUCAUCGUUCGCCCAGGACCCUACAUCAACGCUGAGACCACCGGCGGAGGCAUGCCUGGCUGGGUGCAAAAUCUCAAUGCGACGCUACGCACGACCGACGAUGCGUAUCGACGAGCGUGGACGCCCUACUUGGACGCCGUCGUCGAUGUCACAAAGCCACGCCAGGUCAAGCUGGGUGCAGAUGGCAAGCUAGACACGUCCGCAGGCUCAGUCAUCGCUGUCCAAGUGGAGAAUGAAUUCCAGGACAAACUCGACGGAGCGUACAAGGCUCAUUUCGACGAGCUGAUCACGUACUAUAAGGGCAAAGAUCUGGAGGUGCCGCUGACCUUUAACUCGCUAGAGGGUCGCAACGACUUUCAAAGCGAUGCGUCGCUGGACAUUUGGGGCGUAGACUCCUACCCUCAAGGUUUCGACUGUGGCUCGCCCAGCAAGUGGAGUCCCACGAAGAACUACACUGAGAGCACACACGUGCGCUCUACUAAUCCCAACUUCAUUCCAGAGUUUCAAGGAGGCUCGUACGACCCCUUUGGCGGCUACGGUUAUGAAGCUUGUGCAGAGCUCACUGGGCCGGAUUUCAUUCGAGUCUUUGACAAGGAUGUUCUGUCUCAGGGUCUGAAAAUGAUCUCGCAGUACAUGGGAUACGGCGGAACUAAUUGGGGACACUUGGCAUUCGGCGGUCUCGUCUAUACUUCAUACUCAUACGGUGCAUCCUUGGCGGAAAAUCGCAUCAAGCUCGACAAGCUCUACGAGAAUGCUCAGCUCGGACGCUUCCUUGCGUCGUUUCCUGCGUUCAGUCGAGCCACUCUCAGGUCACGACAAGCGAGUAACGGCAUCCUGGUCAGCGAGUUACGAGAUGGCGAUUCUGCAUUCUACGUGGUCCGUCAUGAAGACUCCACUUCGACUCAGACGAGCAGCUUCAAGCUCGACGUUCAGACGAUUGGUGGUCAAUUCAAGAUUCCACAAGAGAGCGAAGGCAUCUCCUUACUCGGCCGCGACUCUGUCAUCAUUCCUGUAUCUCGAGUGCUGAGCGCUUCCAAGGCGACCUUGCUCUACUCCACCGCAGAUGUGAGCGUCGUUUCCGUCAUAGACGGCCGUGACGUGGUGCUCGCGCAUGGACAUGCCGCACAACAACAUGAGCUGCUGCUCCAGUCUAGCGACGACAAGCUAGCGACCACGGCGCAAGUAGACGGCGUGACGAUGAAAGAUACCGACAAGGGCUUGCUCAUCACUUGGAAACCUGUCGCAGGUACUGCCGCUUUUCAUGUGCCGCUCACUGCAGGCGACAACGAUCUGUUGUUGAUCCUCAGUUCCACAGAGGCCGCCUACCUGUCGGCACCGAUGUCGACCGCUCCUGCAGGGAGCCUCGAGUACAUUACAGGUUUUGGAGAGCAUGUGCUCAUCAGCGGUCUGUAUCACGUUGCAAACGCCACGCUCGACGAAUCGACGCUUCGCAUUGUUGGUCAAGUCAAUGCCACGACGACGGCGCUGGAGGUGGUCGCGCCAAAAGCUGUGACAGCAGUCACAUUCAACGGUGCUGAAGUCAAGACGACACGCACCGAUUACGGCUCGCUCAAGGGGGCUGUGUCGGGUCCAUCUGAUGCGGCGAAAAGCUGGAAAGCGCCCGCUCUACAAGGAUGGAAAUCUGCCGACAGUCUGCCGGAAAUCGCGUCCGACUUUGAUGCGUCGAAAGAUUUCAUCGCAGCGAACCUGACGAGUACUCCCAAUUCGUGGUUUGAAGCCAACGCGACAAAUGGCAGCGUACUUUUCGCAGAUGCGUACGGCUUCCAUGUCGGCAACGUGAUCUGGCGCGGAAGCGUCGAGGUAGGCCAAAGCCGACCGACCGGACUGCAAUUGAGCGUCCAAGGAGGCAAGUUCUUUGCCGCCUCGAUCUGGCUCAAUCAGACAUUCCUGGGGUCUUUGGAAGGAAGCUCUUCGGCGGAUGUCGCCAACGCCACCUUUAAAUUCGACGCUCUCCCGGCUGGCAGGAGCAUUCUGACGGUCCUGCACGACUCGACAGGCUUGGAAGAGGCAUCAAGCGACAAUACUAUUGUGCCGAAUGCGCUCCCUCGGGAAGUGGCAAAGAAGCCUCGCGGCAUCACAAACUUUGCAUGGACCGGAGCUCAGAACGAUGCGCAGCCUCGAGUGGAGUGGAGCAUUGCUGGUAAUUUCGGUGGAGAGCGUUACCCCGACAAGACGCGCGGACCAUUGAAUGAAGGUGGACUGUACGGCGAGAGACAAGGCUGGCAUCUCCCCGGAUUCGACGACAGCAAGUGGGAGGCGCACGAGCUCAGCGCAGGUCUCGAAGCCCCGGGCGUCAAAUUCUUCCGCACAAGCGUCGAUCUGGACGUGCCGACAGGCCACGAUCUUCCCCUCUCGCUCGUCUUUUCUGACGACGGGGGAACAGACUCCCCAGACUCUCGCCCCACGUCCAGAUUUCUCCUCUUCGUCAACGGUUGGCAAUUCGGUCAAAGACUGACAAGGUGGGGACCUCAGACCGUCUUCCCAAUCCCUCCUGGAAUUCUCGACCCGCGCGGAAAGAACGAGAUAGCGGUUGCGGCCUGGGCAGUCGACAAGACCGGCGCAAAGGCAUCGCUGGCCUUCCAAGUCGACGAUGUGUUCGCUGGUGACGUGGACUAUGCUCUCGACAAUCCGUCCAUUGAGACUGUCCGCGGUACACCGUCUGCAUAAGACGGUGCUCUGCAGAAAUCGUAAGGUGACCCGUGAUCGCGCACAGACGACGCUCUUUCUCGCCCAAUCACCAUGUCUGAU